AUGGACGGCUCGGCAGCGAGAGCCGGAGCGCCCGGCUGCGCGCAGAGGAAGCGGCUGCCCCGCCCUCCGCUCGGGGCGUGGGCUGCCUUCCGGCCGGGAGGGGCGCGGGCGGGGCAGACCCCUGGCCCAGCCCGCGCCCACCCGCCCCCUUUCCUGCCUCCACUGGCGCAGGGCCGUUUACCAGCGAGGAGACCCGUGGCCCUGCUCCGAGGAAGCGCCCGGCCUGGCCCUGCGCAGGGAGGGCAGCUGCCGCCGCGGGCCGUCGCUCAGCAUCAGGCGCGCCUUGUUCCGCUGCCCCCAGGCCGCGGGGCUCCAUCGAUCCCUCCACGGCUCUUCAUCCUCUACCUAGCGGUGGCUGCCGUCUGCUUGGGUCUACUCAUGUUGCCGCUGCAGGGCCAGCCCAGCCCGCUGCUGCCUUCUGCCUUCCGCAUCACCCUCCCCCAGAAGCUGGUGGCCGCUUACGUCCUCGGCCUGCUCACGAUGGUGUUCCUGCGGAGCGGAGCUCAUCCCUCACCUCUCUGAAGGAUCCGGGACAUGCAGAGACAAAUCAAGGCCAGCGGGAGGGGGCACCCCCCAUGGUGCCAUGGCUGCCAGGAGGGGCGAGGGAGCGUGCCCCACCUGCUCAUCUCCCCAGCACCCAGGGAGGCCGGCCUCUUGCCGUGGACGUGGUGGUGUGGCGCAUUUCCAGCAGCAGCCACUUCUUGCGCUCCCUCCGCCCCUAGCUGGGUCUGGGGGCCAGCAGCGUAGAGGAGGGGUGGGUUUCAAGCUGCCCCACGCCUGGGCCCCCAGGAUCUCCACUCCACCCCUUUCCAGCCUGGAGAGCUUCUCAUCAAAUCGAAAUAAAAGCCAACCAGUAAAACCACAGCAGUGGAG
Elgaria multicarinata webbii is the source of this 873-nucleotide messenger RNA. RefSeq names its product motile sperm domain containing 3 (gene MOSPD3). The record is from RefSeq and is a predicted model, not a curated record. The transcript has 4 exons. Gene Ontology annotation, cellular component: cytoplasm. NCBI's taxonomy places the organism in Eukaryota, Metazoa, Chordata, Lepidosauria, Squamata, Anguidae. The coding region runs from base 1 to 522 and encodes 173 amino acids.